UCUAAAUCUAUGAAAAAAAAAUUGCAAUUGUUAAAUAGGAUAUUAAUCGUAAUUGAGUCAAUUUUAUUGAAAUAUUAUUGACUUAUAAAUUAUUUUUUCUAUCAUAAGUAUUUUUCAUAGUUUCAGUUUCAUGUUAUUAAUAAAAAUACGUAUAGUUUAAUUUAAUUCAAAGUCUAUUUUCUACAUUGCAUAUAUUUGUCUAUUAUAAGUCUAUUUGCACAUAAUGGAAUCGUGCAACAUAUGGAAUAUGCAUAUUUAAAUAAAUGCCGCCUUGAACGUACGAUCGUGUUGUACAUUUAUGGAACAUACCAUCGACAUUUGAUAAAAAAGAAGGAAGGGGGAAGAACUCCAAACUUGAACUCCAAAUGCCACUACACUUCGUAACUGAUGGAGUAUUGUGGACUUUUCUCAGUAUAUAACGUUGAAAUAACGCAGGCUAUGUAUCGCAUACAAACGAGAACUUCCGACAACUUUCUCUUUCCCUCUCUUAAUUCAUCAGAGUUUAUCAGGCUCAUGCUCUAUCCACCAUGUAUCUGUGUAACGUUAUCGUUUGUAUGGCCCGCAUUUCAACGAACUUCUCUUGUUAUGCACUGAUAUAACACUGUGUACGUAUCAUAUCGUAUACAAUAUCUAGACAUAGCGGACACUGAUAUAUAUAAUGAUAUGUACACUCAAGGCGAGGCUGUCUCGAUACGAGCAAAUAGGGCGAUUGUCGGUCUUUUGACGAGAUCAAAGGUGCUCGCAAUUCCUUACUUGCUUUGCCUUAACACGUAUUGAACAACUUCGUCGAUACUCCGCCUCGCGUACUUUGCUACUUGGCAGCGCGAGUCAAUUCAAAUGAGACAGCUAUCGAGUGAGGCAACCUUGUGUCGUACAGGUCAGCCUCGCACUGUCAGUAGUCCGUACUCUGUACUCUGAACUUUAGUACUGUAGUCUGUUCUGUACUCUAUAUUCUACGAGAUCCCGCGCCCGCGAAGCAUCUUAAUCGCAACCAUAUCGUAGCUUUAGUGCAUAGCGCCACUAUCGUUCGACUGGCGUACUUCAUAACUAUGUGUACUUUUAACAUAGAAGUUCUAGGUAGAAAUCUGUGUAUAAGUACUUUACUCUCCUAUCCUCCUCUUUACCCUCGCAGUACGUCGUGUCGUGUCUAUUAAUGACAAAAUGUAGAUUCUGCAAGGGCGAUGGAGAAUACAGGAGAGUGAAGUACGCUAGUCGAACGAUAGUGACGCUACAUACUAAAGCUACAAUAUGGCUGUGAUCAAGUUGCUCUACAAUCACAAUCAAUAGUAUAUACAAUAAGAGUACACAUAAUAAUACAUAUCAGUAUCGUGGCAUGAACAUACCUAUAUCACCAUGUUCGUACAUAAAGAUAUUCGAAACUUAAUCCACAUUAAGAUAAAAAGUACCAAAAAACGUAUACUUUUCUAAUGUCCUUGCCUAGAAGAAACGUGCUAUUCAUCCUCUGUUUUAAUUUCAACUUUGGUGAUAUAAUUAGUUUUAACUGACUUUAGUUAUAUUAUUUCGUCGAAGCAAUUUAUAUACGAAAUAAGCCAAAACAUGCAACCAUAUUUACGCGGCUUCUAAACUCACGUCGUAGCAACGCAUGACAGUUCUCCCUAUGCAGUUUACAGCGUACAGCAACGUAAUACAUACAUCGUUGCAACUAUAUCCGGUUUACAAGAAAACUGGCUUAAUUUAAGGUGUUAAUGCAUUAGAUUAUGGAUGACGAACUAGAAGACAAGAUUUUAUAUCAGACAUAUGUAUCAUACAUGAAGCUAGUAUCAAAGUUUGCAGUGGGUAUUCCCACAGGAUUAAAUGCUGGCAUAAAUUCUCCUUUAGGCUAUUUUUGGAGAAUCAUGAGAGUCUAUGCAUUGAAGCCAGAAGUAUUAAUUUGUGGUGCAGUUUUGGCAGUAAUUCUAUUUUAUAUACAAACUAUUGAUAUAUGGAGCCGAUCACUACUAGGAAAAAUCCAAUAUACACUUGGUCGUACUACAUCGAAAGUAUCAAAACUACCAUUUUUGGUUAAUGAUUCUGUAAAUAAUGGGAUGAAGCUGAGUUGGGAAUUAAAACAAGGACACAUUGCUGCAUAUGCUAUUCAAGGUCAUAGAGCUCGUAUGGAAGAUCGUUUUGUCGUAAAUGAAGAUAUGAACAAUACAGGUGUAUCUUUAUUUGCAAUAUUUGAUGGACAUGGUGGAGAAUUUGCAGCAAAUUAUGCACGUGAUAAACUUAUUCCAAACAUUAAUAAAAAAGUGAUUGAAUUAAAAGAUAUGAUAGCUGGUAAAGCAACACACAUAUCAGAAGACAUAAAGGAAAAUGAAGAAACAGAGAAGAAAGAGGAAAAAAGUAAUGCAGAUCACAUUGAACGCAAAAAAUCUUUUCGUAAAACUGUAAGCACUUCUUUAACAGAUGAUUGUAUGAAAAAAAAUGUUGAUGUAACUGAUCCAGAAUUACUUGAUAAAUUGGAUAGCUUGUCAAGACCAAUAACAAGAGAGGUAAAACCAUGUAGAACAGUGGAAAAGCCACCAAAAGUGGAUAUUACAAAUUACUUGGAUGGAAAUAAAAUAAACUAUGGUAGAUUACUAACUGAUGAAGUAUUGGCCGUAGAUAAAUUAUUAGUUGAGGCUGCAAAGAAAAAUAUGGAUGUAGCUGGUACAACUGCUUUAAUUGCUCUCUUAGAAGACAAUAAAUUAAUUGUAGCAAAUGUUGGAGAUUCAAGAGGUGUAAUGUGUGAUGGAAAAGGAAAUGCCAUACCUUUAUCCUUUGACCAUAAGCCGCAACAAGAAAGAGAAAGAAGGAGAAUUAACAAAGCUGGUGGUUUAGUAACAUUUAAUGGUGUAUGGAGAGUUGCUGGUAUAUUAGCAACUUCUCGAGCUUUGGGAGAUUAUCCAUUAAAAGAUAAAAAAUUAGUGAUUGCUGAUCCUGAUAUUUUGACUUUUGAUCUAAGUGACCAUAAUCCGAUGUUUAUCGUCCUGGCAUCAGACGGUUUAUGGGAUACUUUUACAAAUGAAGAGGCUGUCGCGUUUAUUAAGGAACGUAUAAACGAACCACAUUUUGGUGCAAAAAGUAUCACAUUACAAAGUUAUUACAGGGGUUCUGCAGACAAUAUAACUGUAGUUGUAAUUAAUUUGAAGGAUCGUAAAUACAGCAUAUCAGAGAUCAAAUAGAAUCAAUAAUCUUUUAAUUAUACAACGAAUUUAUGUUUUUUCCAAAGAUAUUCUAGAUUUAUUAAUUACUCAUUAACGAAUAGUAAGUGUAAAUUUCUCUCUCUCAUUUGUGUAAUACAGAAAUAUGAUGUUUCAGUCUUUAUUAAAAUGUUUCCCUUUUUAUAUAGUCAAUUUUAGUUUUGUUAUAAUAUCAUAUACAUUUUUAUGUAUUGUAUAUUUAAUGUGUUACAAUACGUAUGAAAUAUCCCUCUUUUAUCUAUAAAAUUUAAACAAGUGCAAUAUUUUCUUUUACCUCGUAUGUUUUUGAAAUUAAAUAUGUUUGUAUCAUAUGUUAUUAAAUUUAUCCUCUGAAAUAUCUAUUUUUCUAUUUCACAGCAAGUACAGAAUUCAUAUAUACUUAUGCAUGUUAUUUAUGCAUUUUGUAAUAAUGGUCUAUAUAUAUACAUACAAUACUAUAAAGUUACAACAUAGUACAAACGUGAACAUAUAAUAUUUAUUUUUGUAUAAAUUUGAAUGAAUGAAUUUCGUAAAUGAGUAAUUUGAAAAAUCACAUUUGGAUAUGUUACAUAAAAUAACUACUAACAUUUAAUAUAACACUUUAUACUUAAAUGACUAAUGAUCGUUUAAAUGUAAAAAAUUCUGUACAUUGAAAGUAAUAAGUAAUAAAAGUAUAAUAUAAAUACAUAAAAUUUAGUUCUAAUUUUUAAUGUUGUUAACAAAAAGUUUUUAUUGGGAACUUAAUAACAGUUACAACGUCAUAUUAUCUAAUAUGAGAUAAAUUAUAAUAUAUCAUCAUCUUCAAUUUCUAACAAAAUAUUAAUGAAAUUAUGAGUUCUGUUACAAUUACAAUAUACACGUAUAAAUUUUAUAUUACCAAAAUUCUUUUUAUUCAUAUAAUACAUACAAAAUUAUAUACUAGAUAUUUUUAAAUUGUAUACUUUACUUUAUUAUAUAAAAGUUGAAGCACAGAAAAUUUUAUAGUGUUCAAAUAAAUACAUUUUGCUGUUUAUAAAGUGCGACCAAAAUUGAUCUUAAAUAUUAUACUACAAAAUAUUUAUUCAUUAAAAAUUAAUUCCAUGUUUGAAAGUGUAUACAUAUUUAGGUAUCACAUGAUGUUAAAUUUUCAUAUUUUUGAUGUAACAAGCAGUUAGUAAGCUAUAAACUAGCCAUUUUUUUAUGUUUUUAGUCAAUUCUAUAAAAAUGUAGAUAUAUUUAUAUUAGAUUGUAGUAUAAAUCUCAUUAUUAUUUGAAUACAAAUUCAACUAUUAGCCACAUAGAAUAACAUAACAUUAAAAUAAUUUGUUUAAGUAUAUGUAGAAAUAGUAAUAUUUUUCGUCAUUUUAUAAAAUUUUUAAUUGUAUAUAACUUCGAACUAUAAAACAUCAUUGAAUAUUUUUGAUAAAAUUUUAUCUAUUGUUCCUAUGCACUUUAUAUAAUUUUGAAAUUGUGAAAGUUUUUAUUAUUAACAUAGGUAAUAUUAUAAAUUCUAUAAAAUCGAAAAUGUAUUAAUGCAAUCAUACAUAAUGUAAAUCAAUAUAAAAAUCUGUUUGUUUUUCUUUCAUAUACUUAUGUUAAUAAACAAUUUUUACAUUCCUGGA
Molecule: messenger RNA, 4762 nt
Organism: Bombus huntii
Lineage: Eukaryota; Metazoa; Arthropoda; Insecta; Hymenoptera; Apidae
Product: protein phosphatase 1L
Exons: 11
Coding region: 1719-3164 (481 amino acids)
Biological process (GO): protein dephosphorylation
Molecular function (GO): protein serine/threonine phosphatase activity; cation binding
Source: RefSeq, a predicted model, not a curated record